CGCUCGGACAUGAGUAAAUGACGUCAGCUCCCAGGUCGCCGAGCAGAGAAACAAACAUGGCGACAGAAUGGAGCGGGCAGCAGGGUUACAUUCUCACCGUCAUUAUCUGCCUGUGGACCGCCGUCGGCGGCCGGACAGAGACGGUGGCUGCGGCGGCGCGUGUAGGCGUCAGCGGCGGCCGGGGCGGCGACGGAAGCCAGGUGCUCGGCAUGCGGCUGGAGAGGAGCGACAAGCCGGCCAGCACCAAUGACGACGGUGUCAUCCAGGUGACUGAGGAGAGCACCGUGCAGCUCCGGUUUUACGGGGUACAGCUCCACUCUGGCGCCUGGACGCAGAUCCGCUUCACGGAGGUCGCGGACGGCGGCGGCGUGGAAGAGGAGGAGGGCGAGGAGGAGGCAGUCGCGGCCGCCAGGGGAGGCAGCGGCAUGAUGGACACGCCGGACAGGACUUGUGUUGAUUUCACGAAGGACAUCAUUGUCGGGAGCUACUUGAACGUGAGCAGCAGAGGGACGUCGGGGGUGCUCAGCGUGCACAUUAAGCCGCUGCGCAAGAGCGAGCUGCAGAAGGAGUAUGCCCUGUGCACGCUGAGCGAGGACGGCGUUAGGUGGGUGCUGCUGGGGGACAGCGAUGGCAGGGUGCUGGUGGUGGAGGAGAAGAAGUCUCUGCUGCCCAUGUGGCUGCAGGUCAUCCUCAUUUGCUGUCUGCUCGUGCUGUCCGGGAUGUUCAGCGGCUUGAACCUGGGGCUGAUGGCGCUGGACCCCAUGGAGCUGCGCAUCGUCCAGAGCUGCGGCACCGAGAAGGAGAAGAAAUACGCGAGGAAAAUUGAGCCCAUCCGCCGCAAAGGGAACUACCUCCUGUGCUCUCUUCUUCUGGGAAACGUCCUGGUGAACACCACCCUCACCAUCCUGCUGGAUGACCUGAUCGGCUCCGGGCUGGGCGCAGUGGUGGCUUCCACCAUCGGCAUCGUCAUCUUCGGAGAGAUCGUCCCCCAGGCGCUGUGCUCCCGCCACGGGCUGGCUGUUGGAGCCAACACCAUCAUGCUCACCAAGUUCUUCAUGCUCCUGACCUUCCCGCUGUCCUUCCCGGUCAGCAAGCUGCUGGACUUCCUGCUGGGCCAGGAGAUCGGCACCGUGUACAACCGGGAGAAGCUGGUGGAGAUGCUCAAAGUCACGGAGCCUUACAACGACCUGGACAAAGAAGAGCUGAACAUGAUCCAGGGCGCCCUGGAGCUCCGGAACAAAACCGUGGAGGAUGUGAUGACCCCUUUAGCGAACUGUUUCAUGAUCCAUGCGGACGCCGUGCUGGACUUCAACACCAUGUCGGAGAUCAUGGAGAGCGGCUACACGCGCAUCCCCGUGUACGACGACGAGAGGUCCAACAUCGUGGACAUCCUGUACGUGAAGGACCUGGCGUUCGUGGACCCAGAUGACUGCACCACCCUGAAGACCAUCACCAAGUUCUACAACCACCCGGUGCACUUCGUGUUUCACGACACCAAGCUGGACGCCAUGCUGGAGGAGUUCAAAAAAGGUAAGUCCCACCUGGCCAUCGUUCAGAAAGUGAACAACGAAGGAGAGGGAGAUCCCUUCUACGAGGUCCUGGGAUUGGUCACCUUGGAGGAUGUUAUCGAGGAGAUCAUCAAGUCGGAGAUUCUGGAUGAGUCCGACCUCUACACUGACAACAGGAACAAAAAGAAGGUGGACCCCAACAAAAACAAGCGAGACUUCUCAGCCUUCAAACACGACAGCGACAGCAAAGUGAAGAUCUCUCCUCAACUCAUGUUGGCAGCUCAUCGUUUCCUGGCCACAGAGGUGAACCUGUUCAGCCCGUUCCAGAUCACAGAGAAAGUCCUGCUGAGGAUCCUCAGACACCCGGACGUCAUCCACGAGCUCAAGUUCAACGACAACGACAAACGAUCGCCGCUGCACUUCCUCUACCAGAGAGGCAAACCUGUCGACUACUUCGUUCUCAUCCUGCAGGGCCGGGUGGAGGUGGAAGCUGGAAAUGAGAACAUGAAGUUUGAAACUGGCCCGUUCUCCUACUACGGCGUCAUGGCUUUGAGCUCUACAUCACUGGCCGUCACCCCUCCUCUCUCCCCAUCAGUGGUGUCCCCCCCUCCACGCCGCCUCUCUCUUAAGAGAUUUUCUCUGUUCUCUCGUUUCCCAGAGUUUCGUUCUCCAUCACAUGGUGGCAACCUCAACCGCUCGGCAUCUCUGAGCUGCACUGAGCGCGCUCAAGAGAGCGGCUCCGUCAGCGGGAGCAACACUCAGAUCUCGGGAACCUCGUUCCAGUACAUACCAGACUUCAGCGUUCGAGCUCUCACAGACCUGCAGUUUGUCAUGAUCACUCGUGCUCACUACCAGAACGGUCUCUUGGCGUCCAGGCUGGACAGCACCCCUCAGUCUCCAGAGGGCAGCCACACUCCCCUGGACAUAUCUAUCUCUUUGCCUCCUGUGACGCCGCUGAUAAUGCGCAACCCUCUGCCGCUGGCUACACCUCCUACGAAGUACCCAUCAGCCAACACUCAGCCGACACCACCGAGCAGCCGUGCUACCAUUUCCCAAAGCACUCCUGCGUCUGGCCGGAGGCCCAGCCAGUCUUUGCCCCAGGCCACUCUUCCUCCAAGCAACCACACCCACAUCUCCCAGACACCUCCCUCCACCAAAAGCACGGCGUUGUGCGCUGUGAACCCAAUCCACGCGUCCUCCCUUUCCUCCAAGUCCCAGCCGUCUCCGCCCUCUGACGGCCCAGAGAACGGGCCCGGAGAGACCACCACUCUGCUCAGUGAGCAGCAGAACUGUGUGGGCCCCCGUCGGCCCAGCCACACUCAGCCACAACCACACGUUCACACCAUCAGUCACGCACACACUGAAAGCACCAUCUAACCCAAGCCCCGCUAGAAAAAUAACUACCUGUUCACUCACUUCCUGUUGGCUCCUGAACUUUUCUGUCUGAGGGAAGCUGAGCAUCAGCACAACAAGGAUCCUCCCACACCCUCCCUGCAUGCCCCCCUCACUACACUGACAAGACCAAAAACACGGUACAGAGAGAUCAGGGAGCACUAGUGAGUCUGUACAUAGUUGCAGUGUUAAAGGACUCAUCACCCAAAGUUUGUUCACCGUUUUAUUUAGUUCCAUCUGCCUGGGUGGUGAGAUUUCUGCCUUCUCCUUGGUACAGUGGAGGAGUUUCAUUUUUGGUGCUCAAAAUUUUAGAAAAAGACAUUUAUUUUUUAAAGAACUAAAAAAUUUUUACUAUAAAAUGAGCUCCUCAAAAUUAUUUGGAUUAUCCAGAAUAACUUUGAUGUUGUUUAUGGAAAGACCAUUUAAAUUUAAAAACUUAGGUAAAAAUGACUUUUUAGUGUUUUAAAUAGGAAGGAUGUAUACCAAUAAUUUUUAGCCUUUGUAAACUCACAGUUUGGUCCAAACUGACUUUAUUAUCUUCCUUCAACAUGAACAGAAACCAUGGCAACACUUGUUGACAUUGAUAUGAUCGCAGUGUGUUACACUGCCCCCUCUGGUCAGUGGCCAAAUUGCACCUUGAAAAUAAAAAUAAACUAAUUUCAUAAUGUGAGUUGACUACUUACAACAUCCCCAUCAGAUUUCAAGCAUAGUUCUAAUUACUGCUGGAAAAAUAUGAUCUAUAAAAUUUAUAAGUCCCUGAAAAACUAAUGCAAACUCAAAAGCACCACAGUGAAAUUUUUUACGUGACAGAUGCCAACACCGCCGCCCACGUGGUAGUAGAUUACAUAUGAUUGUAGACUGUAGCUUCACGUUGCCUCUUCUUCCCUUCUAGUUCACUGUUAUUAUCAAAUUGAUUUAGACACACAGACAAGGAUAAAGGUAAAGCGGCUGGCUAGCUGAGUUGGCAGGGCACCAGUCUCCUAUGCUGGAGACUUGAGUUCAAAUCCUGCAGAGUAUGAAGGUAAACACCUUCCAUUUAGGUGCUUAACACCACUGCCUAAUCACCUUCAGAUUUAAGUCACCUUGGAGAAAAGUCUCUGCUAAAAGGUGAUAGACAGAAUAAACAACAUUUUAAAUGUUUUGAGCAACAAAAAGUUCCAUUUACCUCCACUUUAUCUUGGAUGUGCAUGAAUCAAAACCCUGCAGAUAAAACCGAAAGUUUCAGCUUUUUAUUUAUUUGUUUCCUGUUUUCUGAAACUUUUAUGGUUUGAGCGCUUUAAGGCAUCAUAGGGAAAACACAUCACAGCGGCAUCCAUGUUGCACGGCUUACUGUUGUUGGAUGUUGGUUUGAGUUUGUUUCUAUAUUGUUUUCCCUUUUUUCCAAAGAGUAAAACUUCCAAAGUUAUGAAGUUAAGUUAAAUUAAGUUUUUUACUUGUCAUGGAUUUUCUGACUUUGUUCUUUGCAGCAGAGACUUUACGGCAGAAUUGUGAAUAUAUUUCUGUGUCAGUUUAACUACCAGCAAAGUGACCAGAUUCACUGUCCUCUGCAGCUGCAGGUGAGAUGGAAACAACACACUGCUGAUCUGACAUGUUUUAGCUCAUUUAAAUCGAACUCCGGAUUCAGUGGAAACUGAAAGCUUAUUCCCAGAUUAAAGGGAGCCAUCAGCUUUAAUUCAUGUCUUUAGUCAUUUCAAG
This is a messenger RNA of Melanotaenia boesemani (Boeseman's rainbowfish), 4595 nucleotides long. RefSeq names its product metal transporter CNNM4. Gene Ontology annotation, cellular component: plasma membrane. Gene Ontology annotation, molecular function: sodium ion transmembrane transporter activity; magnesium ion transmembrane transporter activity. The coding region runs from base 18 to 2885 and encodes 955 amino acids. Gene Ontology annotation, biological process: magnesium ion homeostasis; magnesium ion transport. The transcript has 8 exons. Lineage: Eukaryota; Metazoa; Chordata; Actinopteri; Atheriniformes; Melanotaeniidae. The record is from RefSeq and is a predicted model, not a curated record.